This is a messenger RNA of Panicum virgatum (switchgrass), 1552 nucleotides long. Its product is annotated as transcription factor bHLH18-like. Gene Ontology annotation, molecular function: protein dimerization activity. Bases 258 to 1175 code for a protein of 305 amino acids. NCBI's taxonomy places the organism in Eukaryota, Viridiplantae, Streptophyta, Magnoliopsida, Poales, Poaceae. The transcript has 3 exons. The record is from RefSeq and is a predicted model, not a curated record.
CAAGAAUGGAAUUGUGUAGAGAAAAAAGGGGACGCGUUCGUGCGUGUGCAGAUCCAAUCAUCUCCAAUCUUGCAAAUAUUUGCGCGUUGGCCUUAUCUGCCAAUGUAAGCCCUGUCUUCUGUAUAUAUAAGCACGAUAGUAGACUAGCAGCUAGAAGCAUAUGAAAGAAGGGAACCCAAGGAAAAACCAAAAGGUAUGCAUUUGCUUUGGUUUCAUUUUGUGCGCAGAUUCGUAGUUAUCUUGUUCCUCUUACACAUAUGCUCUUUGCCUUUUUUUUCUCUUUCAUGAUCGAGGUGAUGGAUGAACCAAAUCAAUGGAACUCAUCAGAGUCAUUACACCCGGAACCUGAUGAUCACCAGGACGAGUUAGCAUACAUGUACCAGCAAGAUGAGCACGCCGGGAUGCAGCAGGUGUUCCAAGACCCAGACGCACUGCGCCACACGCUGGCCAUGCCCGGUUUCCAGAGGUUUGGGAGUGCCUCGGCAUUGCCGAACCUGUCGUUCGGAGGAGCGGCGGCGGCGGUCAAGAACGAGCAAGGGCAGCCGUCGUUGUCGAGGUCGAGCAUCCUCUCGUUCGGCGCGCGGCCGGCGGCGGCUACAACGCUCAGCUUCUCGGGAGGAGAAGACUGGCCGGACGUCCCCGUCGAAGGGGUGCCGCCGGAGAGGCGGAGCCGGUCGCACUUGAGCACGCUGGAGCACGUCGCCGCCGAGCGCAAGCGGCGUGAGAAGAUGCAGCAGCAGUUCGUGGCGUUGGCCACCAUGGUCCCUGACCUCACCAAGACGGACAAGAUCUCUAUCCUUGGGAGCACCAUCCAGUACGUGAAGCAGCUUGAGAAGAAGGUGAAGACACUAGAGAAUCAAAGCGCAAGGAUAACUGCCUCUGACUCCACCGGCGGCUCAACCGACAGCCAGCAGGCACCAGGUCCCAGUGGGAGCACCCAUGGUGUCGGCAGCUCCAUCCCGACCGUUGAGGCGAGCAUCCAUGAUGACACCGUCCUGCUGAAAAUCUGUUGCGAGAGGAGGAGCGGAGUGUUGGUGAUGAUCAUCUCCGAGCUCGAGAGCUUGGGCCUCUCCAUCAUGAACACCAGCGUCUUCCCGUUCAGUAACUCGUAUUUCAGCAUCACCAUCACUGCCAAGGCAAGGAUACCAUAUUAUAUAUUCCCACGUCCUCAUUAGAUACAUAUGGUUAAGUAACCUAUUUGAUUAUAUUUUUCCAAGGACGUAAUAAUUAUCGUCUUUACAGAAGAUGGUUUUUGCAACUCCAAACUUUUUGGUUUUACAGAUAAUAUUUAACAUGUUUAUGUUUGGUGCAGAUUGGAGAAGGCUUUUCCACGACAGUUGAGCUCGUGAAGAAUCUCACCACGGCUCUCAGAGGUUUCUCUUGAGAAGAAAAGACAGUAGGAAGAGUACCAAGUGAAUGUGAAUGGAGCUACUAUCUUCUUUCUUUAAAGUUACAAUUUUCAUCGUCUAUUUUUCUUUCAAAUGUAACAAAAGUACACCCCCCCUAUUUCAUUAUUUUGUUUUAUUAACGAAAUUUGUUGUACACGUACCAA